AUGGAUAUAAUAAGGAAAUGUAAACUCCAACGAGCAUGGAACGAAUUUCUCUUGGAAAACCGUUCUCCACUUGAAGUUCUUUUGCAGUUUAGCUAUUUAUCAUCUGAGCAAUGUGUUCAGUUUCUUGCUCUUUAUUUAAGUGACAACACAAUUCGUGAAAACAAUGAAUUUCAACUGAUCAACCAAGAUUAUGCAAACAUUUAUCCGUUCGAUCAACCAGAAGUUUCUGUCAAUCCGCAAGCAAUGGAAAAUGAAAUUAUCAACUCUGAAAGCGAUAAUGAUGUAGGUGAAGAUUCUUCAGAUGAAGAACUUGUUGGUGAUGUGAGAAAUCAGGGUAGCAUGUGCUGCAUUUGUCGGGAAACUGCAUCUACUAAUUGCUUUGUGCCCUGUGGACACUUAGCUAUUUGUGACACUUGCAAGGAGACCUAUUCCGAACAACCUCAACAAACAUGCCCAAUGUGUUGGCCAUUACUUUACGUUUUCUGGCAACAGGAGACACAUAUUCAAGUUUACAAUAUGUAUUUCGGAUUUCAAAACAGUCGAUUGGAAGAAUAG
Molecule: messenger RNA, 555 nt
Organism: Leptopilina boulardi
Lineage: Eukaryota; Metazoa; Arthropoda; Insecta; Hymenoptera; Figitidae
Exons: 6
Coding region: 1-555 (184 amino acids)
Source: RefSeq, a predicted model, not a curated record